AUGGAGACUACAGCUCCCGACGUACUUGAACAAAAAGAGAUCAAGAAAGAUGUUUAUUCGGUGUGGGCGCUUCCACCGGAGGACGUGAGGCCCAGACUGAAAAAGCUGAUGGAGGGCCUCAGAUCGGAGUUCGGUGGACCGGAGUUUGAGCCUCACGUGACCGUCGUCGGGGCCAUUUCUUUAACGGAGAGUGAGGCACUUGACAUGUUUAAGAUGGCUUGUGAAGGCCUCAAGGCUUAUAAUGCUAGUGUGGACAAAGUUGCCACUGGAACUUUCUUUUACGAAUGCGUUUUUCUUUUGCUUCAUCCGACGUCUGAGUUGGUUCAGGCGAGUGCACACUGCAGCAAUCAGUUUGGUUACAAAAGCUCAACACCUUACCUGCCACAUUUGAGCCUCCUUUAUGCGGAUUUAACAGAUGAGGAGAAAAAGAAAGCCCAAGAGAAAGCUUCCAUCCUUGAUGAAAGCAUAGGCAGUUUGAACUUUCAGAUAUCUCGUCUGGCGUUGUACAAAACAGACACUAAAGACAAAAGCCUCAAAUCUUGGGAGAAAGUGGCGGAAAGCGACCUCAAACAUAACUAG
This is a messenger RNA of Fraxinus pennsylvanica, 579 nucleotides long. The record is from the annotation of a GenBank genome assembly. NCBI's taxonomy places the organism in Eukaryota, Viridiplantae, Streptophyta, Magnoliopsida, Lamiales, Oleaceae.